Protobothrops mucrosquamatus (brown spotted pit viper) is the source of this 555-nucleotide messenger RNA. Its product is annotated as keratin, type II cytoskeletal 60 kDa, component III-like. The record is from RefSeq and is a predicted model, not a curated record. Gene Ontology annotation, cellular component: keratin filament. Lineage: Eukaryota; Metazoa; Chordata; Lepidosauria; Squamata; Viperidae. Gene Ontology annotation, molecular function: structural constituent of skin epidermis. The annotation marks the transcript as partial. Gene Ontology annotation, biological process: intermediate filament organization; keratinization. The transcript is spliced from 4 exons.
CUGAAUGAAAGGUAUGCUAAAUUGCAGUCUGACAUUGCUGAGGUCGAGGAACGUGGUGAACUGGCACUCCGAGAUGCUAAGCAAAAACUGCAUGACUUGGAAUGCGCCUUGGCGAAAGACAAGGAAGAACUGGCUCGCCUCUUGAAAGAGUACCAACAACUGCUGAACAUCAAGCUUGGUCUGGACAUCGAAAUUGCCAUGUACAGGAAACUUCUGGAAGGAGAAGAGAGCAGGCUCUGUGGCUCAGGAUCCCAAGUUCAUGUCUCUGUGCGGGGUGGCAGCUAUGGUGGCGGCAUUGGAGGUGGCAUCGGUGGCGGCAUCGGUGGUGGCGUUGGAGAUGGCAUUUGUGGCGGCAUUGGAAGUGGUGUUGUUGGUGGCAUUGGCGGAGGCAGCUGUGGCUACGGAAGUGGUGGCAUUAUAAGUGGUGGAGGGGCUGGCGGCUCUGUCUGUGGAGGAGGAGGUGGAUUCUCUCACGGCUUAGGAAGUGGUUCCAGCACGAUCAUCCGAAGAACCACCACAUCCAGCUCGUGCACCAAAUCAAGCGGAAGAUAUUAG